Mya arenaria is the source of this 2499-nucleotide messenger RNA. RefSeq names its product serine/threonine/tyrosine-interacting protein B-like. Gene Ontology annotation, molecular function: F-box domain binding; protein tyrosine/serine/threonine phosphatase activity. The coding region runs from base 88 to 711 and encodes 207 amino acids. Lineage: Eukaryota; Metazoa; Mollusca; Bivalvia; Myida; Myidae. The record is from RefSeq and is a predicted model, not a curated record. The transcript is spliced from 10 exons. Gene Ontology annotation, biological process: negative regulation of protein binding; protein dephosphorylation; regulation of ERK1 and ERK2 cascade. Gene Ontology annotation, cellular component: cytoplasm; nucleoplasm.
UACUUGAAUAUAUAUGUGUAGCAGACAUGUAUUGUUUGAUUUUUAAUUAGUUAAAACGUGUCACUAACAUUUUAAUGAGAAAUUGGUAUGGAACAUUCAACUGUUGACCCCAAAGCGAUCAGGAAUAUUGAUGGUGUGGACUGGAGUUAUGGAAUGAGAAGAGAAAUGCAGGAGAUUGUACCAGGCCUAUUUCUUGGACCGUAUGCUGCAGCAAUGAAAUCAAAGAAAUGUGAUCUACAGAAUCGAGGCAUCACCCACAUUGUGUGUAUCAGACAGAAUAUUGAGGCUAACUUCAUUCGAGCUAACUUUCCGGACACAUUCAAGUACCUGAUACUGGAUAUUGCUGACACUUUCACAGAAAACAUCAUCAGGUUUAUGUCUCAGUUCCAGCAGUUUGUCGAUGGGUGUCUUAAGGAAGGAGGCAAGGUUUUGAUUCAUGGUAAUGGAGGAAUAUCUCGCAGUGCAUCUUUGGUGGUGGCAUACCUAAUGGAGAAGUUAUCUCUUUCUUUCAAAGAUGCUUUGAUGUUUGUUCAACGGAGGAGAUUCUGUAUUAACCCCAACGAAGCCUUCUUUCAGCAGCUCACAGAGUAUGAGGCCUUGUGCAACGCACGGAGAUCUGUGCUGUCUGGUGGAACACUCCCCUCAGGGUCAAGGAAACGAAAAUUCCCCAGUGAUCCAGAUGAUAACAUAUCUGACACCGCCAUGACCUGAGGCGUACAAUCCUUAUUUGUGGACCAUGAACGAUGGAAACUCAUCGUAAAAGAAAAUGCCAGUUCUGAGCAUAUAAAUGGUUUCUGAAGCUUGGACUUAACAUGAUUAAAGUCAUGUGUGACUGGAAAUGGGAAAUAUAUUCUUACAUUCUUGUAACCAAGAAGGUGAAGAAAAACUGGUGUUAAACAGUUAAAAAUUGCAUUUGUUUCUCCUUGUUUUGAUGCAUAAAUUGUCUUUACUGCGGAACUUUCACAGGGCAGCUGUUUUCACCAAAGAAUGGAAUGCUUGAUCCUGUGUGUAUUCAAUAUGCAAAGCAAUUUUGUUUUGAUUAUGGUUUUAUGAGUGUGGAUUAAACAAUGAUCAGGAAUUAUGAAAAAUUGAUUGCUUAUCACUGAGGAUGCUCUUAAACAAUUGCAUAAUCAUAUAAUGUGUCUAAAUUCACUAAAAUAUGAGAUAAGCAGUCAAACAUUGAAACUAAUAACAGUAUUUUACCUAAUCUAACAUCUCUCACAGAAAAGUUGAUUUUUAAAUACAUCCAUCUUCACGUUUUUGGACAUUCUUUGUAUAUUUUUUUACCAAUUUUUAGUACAGUAUUUUAAAUAUAAAUGCAGCAUGUGAUUAUUUUGACUUUUAAUUUGGAUUAUACAAGCGAUCAUUAAUCAAAAUCGGUCUUCCAAUUAUAUCAUAUGAUCGAUGAUUUAGGACCAAGUUUUAAUCCCCUGUUUUGACAUUCAGUUUUGAACUCACCAUCAUGAAAGUUGCCAUAUAUGCCUGCAGAUUUCAGUGUUCUUGUUUUAUCCAUUCCAUAGUAUGAUUAACCAGACGAGGAAUUACUUGAAUUAGAUAUGCAAUUAUCCUGUAUAUACCAGUUGUUUGUUUUGACUUGGGGCUUAUUUCAUUAUUUUUUUUUUAAUAUAACAGGUUUAAGAUCUUUAAACAAUUUUAGACUCGAUUGCUCAGUAUACAAUUAUGUGGGUUUCACAGAAUUAUCUUUUCAGUAAUUUGGCUUUAAAUUGUAUUUGAUACACCUAGAUGAAGACAACUAAGAAUAAAUGUCAAACAAUUAAUAUCCAUAUAAGCUUAUUAUAUAAAUCUCAAAAUUUUCAUUAUUAAUUAGAUUAACCCUUAUUACAGGUUUAAGAUAGCUGAUAAAUUAUCCCUUGAUUUUCAAAAAGACAGAUUUGACAGAUCAUUCCUUUUCAGUAUUUCGAACGGUGUUAAAACCAUACCAUAAUGUUGACAGUGUUGUACAUGAUAAACCUAUUUGGUUCAAUGUUACUUUUGACAUUUUGUUGACUUAGGCUUUUAUGCUGUACUGUUCAUGAAAACAUACACAUUAAUUCAUGAUUGUUUGUUUUGUUUUGAACCAGAAAUCAUUUGUGGUACUAUGUUUGUUGAUUUGUAUAAUACAUGUAGUUGGAGGGGUUGUGUGUGUGAUUAUUGUCAGAAACAUUAUUAAAAAUAUUCUGUUCAGUCAUAUGACAUAAUUAAAAUAUUUAGACAAUUAUUGUUUAAACCAACCAAUCUUCCGAACCAUAUUACUCAAAACUAUUUAAAACAGCAGCUGUAUAACCCAUUACUUGUUGAUAUGUGCAUUAUCAUUUGAAAUGAACCUCACAUGCAUCAAUACUGUAUUGUUUACAUUUUUGCUGGGAUUCAUAUAAAUAGUCACACUUCUUCUCCCAGAGUUCCUUCAACCAACACCUUGUUCAUUCAAUGUACAUUUGUAUUUAAUUUAUGUUGAAGUUUGUUUUCAUACAUUUUGCAAUAAAGAAUUUUAAAACUAAA